UCAGCUGCGGAAUUUAAAAUAAAAAUGGACGCGAAAGAACACCUUUACAAAGUACUUGUUAUUGGAGAAUAUGGAGUUGGUGGGUCUUUUAACGAUCCUCUUUACUUUGAAUAUAUCUCCUGCUGAUCGUUGUUCUCUUUGUCUUUUUUCACCAGGGAAGGUAAGCGAGGAUGAUGGUCGUUCAGCUCUUGAGGACUUCCGUGUGCCGUGGUUUUUGCCCACUUUCGGUAUUGUUCUUGGAUGUUGUUGCUUAUAUUUUGAUUGCCUAAUCAUGAUUCCUUUGUUUCCCUCAUGGUUUAUCACCAAAGACGUCCAUUAUCCGGAGAUACACUGAAGGUUUGUGAAAACGAGGCUAUUUGUAAUUUACCGGGUUGUUUGUCACGAGAGUCAGUUGAUCACGGAGUCAGUUUCCUAAUUCGUGAUUUCCAGCUACACAGUAUCAAGUGACUUGAAUGCGAUAUCAGUAAUUUUCGUUGAUUUAUCAAUUGAGGGAUUUAGAAUGUUGCUAAUGAUUGUUCCUUUUUCAAGUGUGUGUGUUUUCAGCUGCAAUUCUGCCAACAAACCGGCAACCCUCGAAAUAAAAAAAUUGCGGUUUUAUCGAUGGUGCGGAGCAACUUCAGAAUACCCCGCAACUCAUUUACAUGUCAUUGAAUAAGAAUAUCGUCUAUUGUGUUAUGCCUCGAUCUUCAAAGCCUCCCGACACAUGUAAGUGAGGCGGACCAAAGUUGCGGGGUAUUCUGAAGUUUAGCCGAUGGUGCAUAUAAAUAUGUCGUGUUUGUAGGUUAUUCGAUCUAACUUUUGUUUGAAAAUAAAAUGUUGAAAAAAAGUCACUUUUCAUAUUACAUUUCACUGGUAAUCACAUGAUUUUUGAAAAAUUGGUUCAUGAUUUAUUGACUAUUAUUAAUUCAAUAAUUAUUUCAAUUUUAAUAAUUAUCAGGAUAAGACACUUGAGAGAUCGAGGUUUUCAACCCCAUCAACCUCAAGUUGUUUUUUCUAAUUAACAAACUAAGGCAAGAGGUAUUUCAACAAUACAGGAUAAACAAAUAGGUUAUAUUUUGCCUCGUUCAGUAAUAUCUGUUAGAUAUUCAGAUCUGUUCAGUAAUAAAUCACCCACCAAUGACGUCAAAAUUUAUAAAAACAAUAAAAGUGGCACACAAGGUGCAGCUGAGUGUGUCACUGAUAUUUUUAUUGCAUUUUUAUACCUUCCACGAACUACUACUGUAGACUUGUGCCAAAUGGAAUCCAUUUGUUUCAUCUGCUAAAAAAGCAGAAUGCUGAGCUGUUAAUGAUGACAUCAUUUUUGUAUCUGCCCUCCAAUAGAUCAUCAGUCAGAUCCAAUCAGAAAUAAUAGUAUAUAAUUAAGCUUAUCAUGUGAUACUGGAAAACAGACAUAUAGAUGACAACUUGCUGUUAAUCCUUUAACUCCUAUGAGUGACCAAGACUGAAUUUCUCCUAACAAUAUCAAUACAAUAUGAAGCAGACAAGUGAUGAGAAUAAAGAAAAAUCUAAAUUAGGGGAUUAUAAGUUGAUCCAAUACUAAAUUCUCCAAACCAACAUUACAAGAACUGUAUAGCAGUAAGGAGAAUUACCAAUGAGAUCUUGGGAGUGAAAGGGUUAACAACAUUUUGCUUUUUUACUCUUACUGCAUUUUGAUGUCUCCUGUGAUCUAUUACUGGACAGACACAGCAAAAAUGAACCUAUUUGUGAAAUCUGUUGUAUAAUUUGGUGACAUCUGUGAGCUCAAAUGAGUUUUACUUAUAUUUGAGCCCACCUCUUGUUGAUUUUUUAUGCCAGGGUCCUUCACACCAAACUACAAGCUUACAAUCGGAGUUGAUUUUGCUUUGAAAGUUCUCUACUGGGAUGAAAUGACAAAGAUUAAUCUUCAGCUUUGGUAAGUAGAUGGUGUUUAUGGAGAAAGCUAGUUAUUAGUAACUUUUGCUUUCUGGAAUUACAGUUGUCCUUGACUGAGAAGAGAAAUAUCCAGCAGAAAGAAAUAAAGUUAAAUUUCAGGAGAUUUUUAACUACCCUUUGACUAGAACAAGUAAUUAUCAUGUAAUUUCAGUUUAGAUACUUUCUAUUGUCUAGCCAAGGAUCACUUGAAAAAUUAAGUUCUCUGGAUGUUUUAGCAUUGACAAGGUCUCAAACAGGUCUUUUGAUGGUCAAAAUAAAGAAACUUUAAGAAUAAGCUUUGUAAACUUGCUUGCAGAUUCUUCAGUGUAAUUUAUUUAUGUUAUCAUGUUUUCAGGGAUGUUGCUGGCCAUGAGAGAUUUGGUCACAUGACAAGGGUGUAUUAUAAAUAUGCGUAAGACUUGUUUUGAUUGUCUAUAUCUUGAAUUUUAAGUUGACUUUAUGUUUAUGGCAGGGCUUCAUGCUGUCUCAAAUUUUUCCUCAAAUUUUUUUUUUUACCUCUCAUUGGAUCACAAUACAUCCUUUUAUGUUAUACAAUACAUCCUUUUUUCCUACAAAGAAUGCUGACAAGUUGGACCUCAGUAGCCCUGUAUUGUGUAGUUGCUCCAAUAACUAUAUGAGAUAUUUAGAAAUAUUAAUGGAAUACUCGAUAUGAUUUAUUAGCCAUGUACAAUUACAACCCAAGUGUUUUCUUUGCAGAAUUGCUGCCAUAAUUGUAUUUGACUUGACAAGGUAAACUGUUGCUUUUAUCUACAAAUAAAUUUAUCUCAGUUUUGAAAUGUUAAACAAAGCCUGGUUUCAUUGAAAUAGUUUAAUUAAUUCUCAUUCUAAACACUUUUAAAAAGUAAAGUAUUGAAAAAAUUCCAAGUUUUACAUUUUGUUUCAACAGACCACCAACAUUUGAUGCAGUUCUUAAGGUACAUGUAUGUUUUUGUUUGAAUUAUCACAUUGGGUAUAUCAGUAAGUUUAUGAAUUUAUUUAUAAUUCAAUAUUGGAGUGAUGUCUGUUCUUUUAACCAUUAAUUUUAAAACAUCACAGUUAUUUUGAGAUUUUAAUGUUAACUAUUUUGUAUGCUUUUUUUUCUUUCAUUUCAGUGGCACUGGGAUGUAAACCAAAAAGUUAUGCUGACUAAUGAGAAACCAAUUCCAGUUCUCUUACUAGCAAAUAAAGUAAGGCACAUGCUGUGCAAGUAAUAAAGAAACCACCUUUAAAUAGUGGUGAUUUAGGAAUUUUUGUAUAAAUCACAUUGUUGUAUUAAAUCAAAGGCAGAUUGUUAAAUUUUAUAGCUGAUGAUGACUUUUAAGUAGAUCAAGUUAAGCCAUAUUAUUUAAUUCUGCAUGUAGUUUUUUCACUGUGCACAAUGAAGUAUGUUCAUUUUGGCAGUAUAAUUUUCUCUUUAAUCUUAUCAAAAACAUCAUAUAUUGAAUAGUAUCAAUAGGUGUUAUUGAUGAUGGAAGUAAACUUCAAAUUACCUUUCCAAGAAUGAUGUCAAAAGUUCUGGUUUUGAUCCCCUGUUAUUCAUUUGAUUUAAUUUGUUUAACUCUUUAACUCCCAUGAAUGAUCAAGACUGAAUUUCUCCUUACUUUGUCUAUACAAUAUCAUGCAGACAUGUGAUGAGAAUAAAGAAAAAUGUUUCAAAGAUGAGAGUAUUUAGAUUACAUCUUCAAUUGAAAGUGGAGAGGAAUAGCAAGAAUAAUGGUUUUCUUUUAAAUUUAUUGCAGUGUGACUUGAAAGAACAUCCUUAUGAUGAGGAAAGAUUGAAUCAAUUUUGUCAAGAACAUGGAUUCAUUGGCUGGUAAGGAUUGCAAUUAGCAGAUAUAUGCAUGAUGUAAUAAAUUGUAGCAAAUGUUAUACUUGAAAAUAUCCUGUAUGUAGUAAAUCUUGUAGAUUUUUAUAAUUGGAAGAUUGGAGAUCAAAUAAAUUUUGGGCCACCAGCUAAUUUUGAUUGUCUGAGAUAAUUUCUAUUCAGAGGUGGUAUACUUCCUUGUCAGUUUUGAUUCAUAAUUCUAUUGUUGCUAAAUUUCAAAACAAAAACACCGUAGUUCGUCUUCGUAAAGAUUAACAAAGGGGCAUAAUUUAUUUGAUAUCCAACUGACUAGUAAGUUUAACUUUACAUUUCAUUUCCCAGAAAGAAAGACACAUAUAACAGUACUGUAUUAAUUAGUACACUAAAAAUAGUUAGCAGUGUUUAGGAUUUAUAAUUUUGAAUGAUUCUUAAAUUAGUUUAUUGUGACAUCAAUUCUUUACACAUAUUUUUCCUUUGAAUCUUGGCCAUAAGGUUUCCAACAUCAGCAAAAGAGGACCAAAAUAUUGGUUAGUGUUUAUUUUAGUUUAGUAUUGCUAAUUUUAUAAAGUAUUAUUUAAAAACAUAAUAAACAAGUUUGCCAAAUUUUCAGUAGAUGAUAGUCUCUCCUGUACAAAGUGGGGUAAUUGAGAUUUGGAGAAUGCAUUUUCAUUUAAGUGCUUUAAGGGGCAAAAGUUGCCCCAUUCUGUUUGAGUUGAGUAUCCUUUCAGAAAUGAGUACUAUUUGAUUGUCCCUUAUUCUGACAUUAAGAAGCAUAAUUUUGCAUUAGAAGGGCAGGAAUUGCCUGCAUUGGCACAAGGAAGUGUCUACCACACUAUUUUUGCCAAAGGUCCACAAAAAUAUAGGGUAAUUGACAUUUCCUUCCUUCUGUCAUUUAACGACAGGCACCAGACUUAAAAGUUGAAGUAAAAUGUAAAAUGUUGUUAAUGAAAUUUCAUUUCAGAUGAAGCAAUGCAGCUACUGGUGCAAGCCAUUUUGAGUGUGUCUGGUGAAAGCAAAACACCUAAUUUGAAUGAUUGUAUAGCCUUGCGAGGAACAGUGUUACAAUCUUCAAACCUGAUGUCUUGUGACUCACGUUAUAUGGUGGACUUUUCACAAAAAUAUCAAACUGAUGAAUCUUAUAGUCAAGCUGUCCCUCCCUCCAAGGAAAGAAAGUGUUGUCCUGGCUAGCAACUUGACUACUAAAAUUAUAGCUUUAGCUUGUAACUGUACAUGAUUGAUAUGAAAAGGGGGUAAGUUUCUAAAGAAACUGUGGUGCUACAUCUGUGGGAGAGUAUAUAAGGGUAAUUUAGUAUUAUCAACUGAGUUGAUACCAUAAAUUGGCCACAUUAAAAAGUUUAAAAAGCUGAUGUUUUGAGUGUUAACCCUUUGACAGAGCAAUGGACAAAGGGCUAACUCAUGAAACGUUAGCUUUUCAACUCUUUGCAGUGGCCAAUUUAUGUUAUCAACUCAGAGGAUAACACAAAAUUACCAUGCUUAAUGUAGCCUCCUUCGCCUGCAGCGAUUCUUUUGGGUCAAGGUUGUGGCAAUGUUUUGACAUUGCGUGACAUUCCAAAAACAGCUGCAAAUGUGAACUAAUUUAUCCUUUGAUUAACACGAGUCACCAAGAGAGAAUUUCUCCUUCCAAAUCAAUGCAAUAUCAAGCAGACAAGUGAUGAGAAUAAAGAAAAAUAUCAAUUAGGAGUCUUAAGUUUAUCCAAUAUUAACUUCUCAGAACUAACAUUAGCUUUAACAUUUAGCUUUUUA
Pocillopora meandrina is the source of this 5458-nucleotide messenger RNA. Lineage: Eukaryota; Metazoa; Cnidaria; Anthozoa; Scleractinia; Pocilloporidae. The record is from the annotation of a GenBank genome assembly.